Messenger RNA from Lutzomyia longipalpis, 3477 nucleotides. RefSeq names its product LIM/homeobox protein Lhx9-like. NCBI's taxonomy places the organism in Eukaryota, Metazoa, Arthropoda, Insecta, Diptera, Psychodidae. The coding region runs from base 2321 to 3349 and encodes 342 amino acids. The transcript has 6 exons. Gene Ontology annotation, molecular function: RNA polymerase II transcription regulatory region sequence-specific DNA binding; DNA-binding transcription factor activity, RNA polymerase II-specific. Gene Ontology annotation, cellular component: nucleus. Gene Ontology annotation, biological process: neuron differentiation; regulation of transcription by RNA polymerase II. The record is from RefSeq and is a predicted model, not a curated record.
AAUCACGGGUGAAAACGCGAAGGAGAGGAAGAUAUUGAGAAUUUUUCACCAAAUAGUUGAAUUCUUACCUCCGUUCUGGAUGCAUCCAUCUCCGCCCUGGGUGCCAGCGUGCUGUGUUGUCAUCACCUCCUGUGAGAAGAAGUUGGCUUCACACUGACCAACGUCGUAAUUGCCGACUCGCGAGACGCCACCAUCUCGCACUGUAGCACCCUUGGAUGCUGUGUUGAAGAGAAAAAGCUGCCUGUGUUAGCCAUUCGUGAUUUGAUUUAUAGCACCAACGUACAUCCAAUUAGAGGCUCUCUCCACCACACAGAGGAAUCAAAAGCUAACGCGAGAGCUUCCGUUCCGAUCCCAUUGCCGUGCGCACUUACUCUCGCCGUGCCACUUGCCUGACCGCAAUCGUCUCCCUAUGCCAUCCAUAUCCUGACUGGGGCUCCUGAUUCACCCCCAACACUCAGGAGACCCCACCGCGUACAUCACCUCCCUCCACCGAGUGCUCGUGUGCGCCCUUGGCAGUGAAUUUUGUGUGAAUGAUGUGCAUCCGCAGCUUAAUUAAUUGCUCGCUUUAACACUAAUCCGCGGAAAAGUGGUGCGUAUAAAAUUUUAAUUUGAUGCACAUUAAGGAAGAAGAAAAAAACACAAGACGUGACCCGUGCAAAUGGUAAUUUAAAAGAACAAAUUGCAGUGAGUGUUCUUUUUCACGUUCCUCCGCGCAAAACAUCCAACAACUUGACCUGCCCGGGGCAAGUGGUUUCACCCCAACUGCAUUUUCAGUGUCCACCUCACUCUUAACCCCAAGACGCAUUCUCUUAUAUGUACAAUAAUUACUAUUCGGCGAAACAGCUUAAUGUGCGAAUAUUGCAGUUAUUCACGCAAUUUCCAAGGAAUAUCCCUUCACUCAGCUAUACUAUGUAUAGUUCAUCGUAGUUCCCCUUUUAUGUUGAGUUUAUACAAAGUGCAUGAGGGGGCUAUGAAAGAUACAUCCAAUGAGCUUAUCAAUUUUAUUCGACAGUAAUUAAAUGGUGCGUAAUUAAUUAAUUAAAGCAUUGCGCAUACUAAAUAUAUCAUUAAAAUUAAAUGUUAUCCAACAGGUAUAUACUCAAAAAUUAUUUAAUUGUCGAUCAUUGCUGUGCUUAAUCUGGUUAACCACAUUCAGAAGAGAUUCAAUAGCUGGGUGAACGUAACAUUUAAUACAUAACACAUACAUAAUAUUGUAUUUUAGAGAUGAUUCAUUUUAUUGACUUAAUUAACGUUAAUUAAUUUCAUUGAAUUGAUUUAAAUAAAUCAUAUUAAAGUUCAAUAAAUAUUUUGAAUUUACUAGAAUAUUACUUUUAAAUUUAAUAAAUUCUUCUUAAAUAAUUUUUUAAAUUCCUUUUUGCAAUUCUAUUCGCUCCGGAUUUAACCAAUUUCCGACGGAUCCUGGAAUUUGAUGAUUCCAAUUCGUUAGUUAUGUUAGAAUUUUUAUAUCAACUUUGAUGGUUCAAUUAAGAAACUUUAUAAAUAAUAUUGAUUUUUUGUGAAAAUCGUUAAGCUGAUAUUUUGGAAUUUAAUGGAAAAAAUUUUAUCAUAAAAUGAAAUUAAAAAAAAAUAUAUCUUGUCAAAUUUUGCAUGAAUUUUCGCUUAAAUAAAAAAAAAGAGUUAUUUAAGAGUUUUUAAAAUAAACUACAAGUUUAAAGAAAGCGAUUAAAAUUGAAAAGUAUCAAACUAGCUUUCAAUCCUAUGCUUUCAAUGAGGCAUUUUUCUUCUUUUUAUCAUCUUUAGAAUUAUAAUAAAAUUGAAAGAUUCAACAACACCCACCCUUAACUUUUCAUUGCCUUUUUAAUAUUCGAAAAAUAAAACAUGAAGUAAAACAUCGUUUCUCUAAUUAUUUAUUUGCAAAGCAAUACAUUAUGUGAAUAUUAAAUUAGUCAAAAAUUGUCUACUUCCUGUACUUUUAUCAUUUUUUGAUAAAUGAUCUUGUCUUAUAAAAUGUUGCACCAUUUAAUUAUUGCAAACCCCUCUGCAUGAUAAUUGUUUACGCGUAAUUUAUCACAAUUUAAUGGAAAAAUAAGAGUUAAAUGAAUUAAGAAAAAAACGACCAAAACUGACGAUUUUGCAAGACAUUUUUCAUGCCUUGAUCAACAGAGGGGUUGAGAAAAGGAGAUACUGUAGGAAAUGCAGAGCCAAUGCAAUUAAUCGGUGUAUAAAGUCCCCGCAUGGGAGUGAUACCAUCAGCGUAUAAUUUAAUUAUUUAUCGUCACUAAAGAGGUGGGAAAAGUCAUUAAAUAUCAAUUGGGGACCUUUUUGGCGAUAAAGGGGUGCCUGGCACGAAGAAGGAGUCAUGCUUAAGGAUCUCGUGUCGCCAGAGUCCGCCUCAGCGGAGAACACUUGUGCCGGCUGUGGAUUGUCCAUUAAGGACAGAUUCUACCUUUUGGCGGCAGAUCGUGCCUGGCAUGGACAAUGCCUCAGAUGCUGCCGAUGCUCUCAGCCCCUCGACACGGAGCUGAGCUGCUUUUGCCGCGGUGGUAACAUCUACUGCAAAGAAGACUACUGUCGGAUCUUCUCAACAACACGCUGUGCCAAAUGUGGCGAUGGCCUCAGCUCAUCCGAGCUGGUGAUGCGAGCCAGAGAGAUGGUCUUUCACGUAACUUGCUUCUCAUGCACACUCUGUGGUGCACCAUUGAGUGCUGGAGACACAGCCGCCAUUCGUGGUGGUCAAAUCUUCUGUGGCGAACACUAUGAUGCCGACAUUCUUCAACUUGAGAGACUUUUUUCACGCAGUGAACUCAAUCUUGCCCCAUCACCCCAAUUUUACUGCAGUAGUCCCCAAAAGGGUAGACCGAGAAAGAGGAAACCACCAGCAGUGCAACCACAAGAACCCACUUCGGAGAAUGAACAGCCUAAUCCACUGCGUCUAGAACUCAUUUCACCAGACAUCCAAGGUGGAUCGCUGGAUCUGAGCUACGACGGGAGCAGUCAUUCACCCGGCUCUGGUGGUUGCCUCACCCCGCAGACGAGAACGAAACGUAUGCGAACUUCCUUUAAACACCACCAAUUGCGAACAAUGAAAUCUUAUUUUGCAAUCAAUCAGAAUCCGGAUGCCAAAGACUUGAAGCAAUUGGCCCAGAAAACUGGACUCUCCAAACGAGUUUUGCAAGUUUGGUUCCAAAAUGCUCGCGCUAAAUGGCGCAGAAAUCUCAUGAGGCAGGAAGCACAGCCACAAAUUCAGGGAUCAGGAAAAGUCCCAUCAUUGGCGGGCCUCCAGAUUUCUGGCAAUAGUCAGGGUGGCAAUGGGGAUGGAAAUCCCACCACAGCACCCACCCACGCCCUCGAUGAGAUGCACCAAAUGACAUUUGCUGAACUCUACUAAAGCCAAAUGUCCUUUCAGGAUAAGCUAUAACUUUUACACAACAACACACCUUUGCAGAGAUUAUAUUAGGAAAUAUUUGUAGACCCAAUGAAUAUUAUAUAUAUUGUGAUCAAAAUAUAAUUUAUUAA